This is a messenger RNA of Urocitellus parryii (Arctic ground squirrel), 3587 nucleotides long. RefSeq names its product erythrocyte membrane protein band 4.1 like 4A (gene Epb41l4a). The record is from RefSeq and is a predicted model, not a curated record. Gene Ontology annotation, biological process: actomyosin structure organization. Gene Ontology annotation, cellular component: cytoskeleton. Lineage: Eukaryota; Metazoa; Chordata; Mammalia; Rodentia; Sciuridae. Gene Ontology annotation, molecular function: cytoskeletal protein binding.
GAGACGGUCACAGUCGACAUGGGCUGUUUCUGCGCUGUUCCGGAAGAAUUUUACUGCGAAGUUUUGCUCUUGGAUGAAUCCAAGUUAACUCUCACCACCCAGCAGCAGGGCAUCAAGAAGUCAACAAAAGGUUCCAUUGUCUUGGACCAUGUCUUCCGUCACAUAAACCUUGUGGAGAUAGAUUAUUUUGGACUGCGUUAUUGUGACAGAAGCCAUCAGACGUAUUGGCUGGAUCCUGCAAAAACCCUUGCCGAACACAAAGAACUGAUCAACACUGGACCUCCAUAUACUUUGUAUUUUGGUAUUAAGUUCUAUGCUGAAGAUCCAUGUAAACUGAAAGAAGAAAUAACCAGAUAUCAGUUUUUCUUGCAGGUGAAACAAGAUGUGCUUCAGGGCCGGCUGCCCUGCCCCGUCAACAUUGCUGCUCAGCUGGGAGCCUACGCCAUCCAGUCUGAACUUGGAGAUUAUGACCCAUACAAGCAUACUGCAGGAUAUGUGUCAGAGUACCGGUUUGUUCCUGAUCAGAAGGAAGAACUUGAAGAAGCCAUAGAAAGGAUUCAUAAAACUCUAAUGGGUCAGGCUCCUUCUGAAGCUGAACUGAAUUACUUGAGGACAGCCAAAUCCCUGGAGAUGUAUGGUGUUGACCUCCAUCCUGUCUAUGGAGAAAACAAGUCUGAGUAUUUCUUAGGAUUAACUCCUGUUGGUGUUGUUGUCUACAAGAAUAAAAAGCAAGUGGGGAAGUACUUCUGGCCUCGGAUUACAAAGGUUCACUUCAAGGAGACUCAGUUUGAACUCAGAGUGUUGGGGAAAGAUUGCAAUGAAACCUCAUUCUUUUUUGAAGCUCGAAGUAAAACCGCUUGCAAGCAUCUCUGGAAGUGCAGUGUAGAACAUCAUACAUUUUUUAGAAUGCCAGAAACAGAAUCAAAUUCAUUGUCAAGAAAACUCAGCAAGUUUGGAUCCAUCGGUUAUAAGCAUCGGUACAGUGGCAGGACWGCUUCACAAAUGAGCCGAGACCUUUCUAUUCAACUUCCCCGGCCUGAUCAGAAUGUGUUAAGAAGUCGAAGCAAAACUUACCCUAAGAGAAUAGCACAGACACAGCCAGUUGGAUCAAACAGCAUAAACCGGAUAACUGCAAACCUGGAAAAUGGAGAAACUGAAGGAACAACUAAAAUUAUUGCACCUUCACCAAUAAAAAGCUUUAAGAAAGUAAAGAAUGAAAACAGCCCUGAUACCCAAAGAAACAAAUCUCAAGCACCAUGGGAAGAAAAUGGCCCCCAGAGUGGGCUCUACAACUCUCCCAGUGACCGCACUAAAUCACCAAAGUUCCCCUAUGCGCGGCGUCGAAACCCCUCUUGUGGAAGUGACAAUGACUCUCUGCAGCCAAUGAGGAGAAGGAAAGCCCAUAACAGUGGUGAAGACUCAGAUCUAAAGCAAAGAAGGAGGUCUCGAUCACGCUGUAACACAAGCAGUGGUAGUGAAUCCGAAAAUUCCAAUAGAGAACACCGGAAAAAGAGAAACAGAAUAAGGCAGGAGAACGAUAUGGUUGAUUCAGCGCCUCAGUGGGAAGCCGUGUUAAGGAGACAAAAGGAAAAAAACCAAGCAGACCCCAACAACAGGCGAUCCAGACACAGAUCUCGCUCGAGAAGCCCUGAUAUUCAAGCAAAAGAGGAAUUAUGGAAGCAUAUACAAAAGGAACUCGUGGAUCCCUCUGGAAUGUCAGAAGAGCAAUUGAAAGAGAUCCCAUACACUAAAAUAGAGACUCAGGGUGACCCAGUCCGCAUCAGGCAUUCUCAUUCACCACGAAGCUACCGCCAGUAUCGAAGGUCCCAGUGUUCAGAUGGAGAGCGAUCUGUUCUCUCAGAARUGAAUUCAAAAACAGAUCUUGUACCACCACUUCCAGUGACUCGUUCUUCAGAUGCUCAGGGUUCUGGUGGCUCUACAGUUCAUCAGAGAAGAAAUGGGUCUAAAGACAGCCUGAUUGAAGACAAAUCUCAGACAUCUACAAGCAAUCUAACUGGAAAGCACACAGCAAAAACAAUAAAAACUAUUCAAGCUGCUCGCCUCAAGAUAGAGACAUGAUCCUGGUGAAGGGCCAGGAAUUGGAGUGGGAGGGGUGUUGUGUGCCAUUGGUACUUUGAAACUGUGAAUUUAUUCAAACCUUGCAAGUGUUUCUUCAGCACAAGACCCUUUUAAGGGUCAACUACAGCAUACCUAUGCUGAAGGGCCUUUUAACUGGAAGGAUGGUCUUGUAAAAACUCCAAUUUUCCUUUCUGAAACAGGGUAACAAACUAUCCAGCUCUAUCUUAUGUCUGGUCCACCACCAGAUGCUUCAACYUGGAAUCCUGGCCUGCAGCUGGCUUGCUGUGCAAUAGUAUACCAAGUGGGAGGAAAACAUUAUUCCCAGCUCUUGGUGGUUUUCAGCUUGUGCUGGGGUGCACAAGGACUAAGACAUCACUUUCAAACUGCAAUUUUUACUGAUAUAAAGUUCUUUGUAAUAUUGUAUUUUGUGGCAUUAAGUUCCACUGUUUAUUUACAAAUGUUGUAAAAAGCUUUGUUUUUAAGUGCUGCUUUUAAUUUCAUAAGUGCCCUAGUUGUGUUUUUCUGGAAAAAAAAAUGAGAAAAAGGUUUUAAGUGUGAAUUUCAGUUGUCAUUCCACCUUACUUGCCUCUUUCCUUAGUGAUCUUUUCAACCUAUGGGGAAAAUACAAAUACUCAUCUUCCACCCUUUCUACCUGUACUUUGAAUGCCAUCUCUCCUCAGGAUCCUUGUCUCUGCUUUCUGUAUAUUCUUUUCCUUAUCUUUGCCACCUGGGUUUAAACAUGACUACAACCUAACAGUUCAAUUUUUUUGUGACCACAAAUCUCUCAAACUACAAUUUUUCUUCUCUAUUCUUGGCUAAAUUCUUUGAAGAUGAUCUUCAUCUUCAGUCAGUGCCCUCAAGUCAUCAAAUGCCUAUUUAAAACAAUAUGGAUGCUUCUCCCACCACUCCAAUGAAUCUUCUGUCACUAAUCUCCAAACUUUUAUUCUUAAAACAUGCUCUUCCUUCUGAUGUAAUGCAAUCCUCUUUUGCUUCUACCAUUCUGACCACACUUUACAGUCCUAUACUCUACCUUUCUUUUCAAACCUCAGAUUUAGAGGACCUUUCUCUACUCAGGUUUCAUUUAUWUCCAUGGCCUCAAGAAUCCUGUAGCUUAGCCUCCAGUGUUUUGCUAAGAGGCCAGUUGGAUUUUUCAAAGGCUUCAACUAGCUAAGCACUGGCCCACAACCUAGACUUAGGGCCAUUGUCACAGUGUAAGCCUAACUCAUUAUGGACCUCUAUAUUAUCAAAUCCUGUUUAUUUUGCCCUUUUUAAUACAGUGGUCCAAAUCAGUCAUCUCUUGCCUGGACAACUGUAGUGGCAUGUAAUUGGGCCACUUGCUCUGCACUGUUAUCUUACUGGAUUUUCUUUUCUUGCUUUAAUAAAACACAAGCCUUACAUGAUCUAGUCUAUUUACUACCUCUUUAACCUCAUUUUGUAACAUGCCUAGCUCCUGUAAUAGCCAUCUCACAAGCCUCAUUGAACAUUCAACUCUCKUUUAAACGAGAGUA